Molecule: messenger RNA, 1608 nt
Organism: Cannabis sativa
Lineage: Eukaryota; Viridiplantae; Streptophyta; Magnoliopsida; Rosales; Cannabaceae
Exons: 1
Coding region: 1-1608 (535 amino acids)
Molecular function (GO): zinc ion binding; nucleic acid binding
Source: RefSeq, a predicted model, not a curated record
AUGGAAAACGGUGAACCCAGAAGAUCAACUCGCUUGAAUGAAAGAGCGGCUGUAAGAGACCGAGCUAGAGGUCGAGGGCGAGGAUGUGCUCGCGGUCGAGGCAGAGGAAACCAGCAUGUCCCUGCCGAGGCGGUGAUCCAGGAGAAUCAAAAUGCCCCUGUAAAUGGACAACAACCAGGUCAAGGUGGGGGUAACCACGAAGUCCCUGCUAGGGUAGUUGGUCAAGAACACCAAAACGCCCCUGUAGUGGUGCCACCACAACAAGAAGAUUUGGCGCAAGAAGUUGCUCGUCUCAAGGAAGAAAUUAGGAAGCGAGAUGAAGAGGCUCACAACCGUCAGGAACAACCCAAUCAAGGACAACAUCAAUUUUUGCCGGUGCAAUACAUGCCUGUGCCGGAGGGUCGAUGGGAACCAAUAUAUGAAAGGUUCCGCAAGCAACACCCACCAAAUUUUGAAGGGGGCUCAGAUCCAAUGGAAGCUGAGGAAUGGUUAAGAACAGUGGAAGGUAUUGUUGAGUACAUGCGGCUCGGUAACGGAGAUAGUGUAGCUUGUGCUGCUAGUUUAUUGAAAAAGGAUGCCCGCAUCUGGUGGGAUGUUAUUAAACAAACACGGGAUGUGGCCGCAAUGACCUGGGCUGACUUUGUACAAGUUUUUAACAAAAAAUACUACAGUGAAGCAAUACGCUCAGCUAGAGUUAAUGAGUUCACAAACCUGAGGCAGGGUAAGUCUACAGUUACAGAGUAUGCUCGCCAAUUUGACAGAUUAGCAAAGUUUGCCACAGAUCUGGUUCCUACUGAGUUUCUGAGGAUUCAUCGUUUUACUGAAGGGCUCGACUCCCGAAUAAGUCGAGACAUAGCGAUGUCAGGAGUAAGGGCAACCACGUAUGCUGAGGUACUAGAAAAAGCCCUAGAAGCUGAGUUGUGUGAAAGUCGUAUACAGAAAGACAAUACAGCAAGGUGGGAGGCCAGAAAGGCCAGUAAUGGAGGUGGUGAUAACAAAAGAAAACUGCCAAGUAACCAACACAACGAAGCCGACAAGAGAAACAAGAUAGGGUCCAAUAACUACAAAGGGAAGAAGCCAUAUGUGGAGUACCCCCUAUGCCCAACAUGUGGUCGUAAGCAUCCGGGAGAAUGUCGACUGAAAGGCAAGACUUGUUACAAGUGUGGGCAACCAGGCCACUAUAAGAAGGACUGUCCACAAAAGGGUGAUCAACUCAAGGAUGACAAACUUGUCCCAGCUCGAGUAUUUGCACUAACCAGAGGGGAGGCUGAGACUAGUAACAUUGUGGUUGCAGGUCAGAUUUCUAUCUCUGGAAAACUAUGUACUGUUUUAUUUGAUUCUGGAGCUACGCAGUCAUUUAUUGCUUUAAAGAUGAUAGAUAAGUUAGAACUACCGUAUGUAAACUUUAGUUAUAAGUUCAUGACGGAGUUGCCCUCGGGCGAGGUUAUGAUAUCAUCUAGAGGAGUGCGGGAUGCGCCAAUAAGGAUUGCAGACAAGGAACUUAGUGGAGAUCUGAUAGAGCUGGAGAUGAGGGAUUACAAUCUUAUCUUGGGUAUGGAUUGGCUAUCACGGCAUGGAGCAACAAUAGACCGCAGAAGAGGACGGUGA